Molecule: messenger RNA, 483 nt
Organism: Echinococcus granulosus
Lineage: Eukaryota; Metazoa; Platyhelminthes; Cestoda; Cyclophyllidea; Taeniidae
Exons: 4
Coding region: 1-483 (160 amino acids)
Source: RefSeq, a predicted model, not a curated record
AUGGCAGUGGUGGUGAUGAUGCUGGGGAGAGUGGAGGCAGCCUUGGGAACAAAGGGAGUCUGUAUUAAUCAUCGAUUAAGCAGCAUCGGCAACACCGGCAAAGGCACCAUUGACGGCGGUGUAUGCGUGUGGAUGUCAGUGCCUGUGCCGUGUGGUGCCGUCCCAGGAACACCUGUCGAUGCCACGUGUGAUUUUAAACCCCUUAAUUUUAAUUGCCUGACUUAUGAAACCUUCAAGUACUGCUUGUGCAAAAGGUGCCCUAUGGACUUUUAUUUGAAGCCCUCGAAUGCAAAAGGCCCCGUUUCGGUUGGACAAUGGGAAUUCGGUACAAUACAUUGCUCAACCAAAACAUGGGAAAUUCCUCCAAUGUACGGAAGCAAAAUACUUUCUCGAUUUCAAUGGGCAAGUGAUUUAUUCAGAUUUGAAAUAGCAGGUUGUAAAUCAUUGGCUCGAUGUUUUGAUGCCACAAAAGUGACGGAGUGA